UUCGUCUAUUUCGUGCAGACGCAGAGAUUAUCUGCAUAAUCAAAAGUUUGUUUAUUAACAGAUCUCCGUGUAACCUAAAAAAGGGGCGAAGAGGAGGGGGGUGGUGGUGGGGGUGGGGAAAGGAUCGUGGCGCAAAAUGAGAGGCGCCAAUCAGGACAACGCUACGCCUUACUGCCGGUGCCGAGUCCUGUACCUCGGGAGUUCGGUGCCUCAUGCUAGUAAGGAGGGAUUGCUGGGGGUGCAGGAACCCUUGCGGGAAUUGUACCCGGAACAAGGAGCGCUAGGGGCGCGGGGUAUAGAUUCGUGGUUGAGCGUUUGGAGCAACGGUCUUCUGCUCGAGAAUGUUGACGAGCACCGUAAGAAGAUCACUCGAUUCUUUCCGAUCGAGGCUCUGCACUACUGCGCGGCGGUUAGGCAUGUAAAAGGGGGGGGCGGCGGGGGCAGCGAGCCCUCGACUACGCGAUUUCUGCCCCUAGACUCGCCCUUCGCCAGAACCCCUAGCGCCAACCACCCGCCCCUUUUCGCCGCCGUGCUGCGACGGACCUCGGGAAUCAAGGUCCUCGAGUGUCACGCGUUCAUCUGCAAACGCGACAUGGCGGCCAACGCCCUCGUUCGCUGCUGCUUCCACGCUUACGCCGACAGCAGCUACGCCAAGGGCCUCGACCCCGCUAACGUCGCCCCGGCGCUCCCAGCCGCCAGUAGCCUCUAUCACACCCUCGGUGGCUCGAGCACGACCCUUGACAGCCCGUCGCCGCCUCGCCUCGACGCGUCGACCGACGAUCUCAGCCUCUACAACGGCAACGAGAACCACAAGGUCUGGGCUCGGGGUCGAGAUGAGGUCGACGCUGGAUACCAGGAUCAGCAUGGCACACUGAGAAGCACACGAGGCUCGCGACCCCGCCAACUAGUCGCGCCGCCCCCGCCGCCUCCGCCGCCACCGCCUGCCCAGCCCCUCAUCCACGAGGAACUAGCCACCGCCAGGAGAAAGACUACCGCCAGCAGGAAACUCAAGAAGCGGAACCUCCGCGCCCACGAGGAACAACUCCUCCAGCACCAUCAAGUCUACGCCAACGGACACGGACAUCACACCCUUGGGCACCCCGUUCGGCAGCAUUUCCACCACCCGCAUCACUCGGUCCCGCAGAGCAGCCGAUCCGUCGCUGGAACCCUCGGCAGACCCGCACCUGUUCUUCUUGUCCCGGCAGCGACCUUGCCGAGAAAGGCUCACCACGCGCAUCCCCGUGGCGUAAGGCCCAUUCCCACCGCAACACCGAUCGUGCCGAUUUACGCCCCGCUUCCGGUGCCGCCACAGGCCGCCAUGUACGGUGACGUACGAUCGUACGGCACCAUGGGGAACCGUGGGGCCCGACGCCAUCCGGACGUUGACAAUUCGACUCUGGGGACGGCUAGAAGGCUCGCAGCUUCUCACGCCGAUCUGACCGCCCCCGAACCGCAGCCCCAGGACAACGCGGAGACGGAGUCGCGGUUUGGGACUGGGAUUUAUCGCCGGAAGGGACACCUUAAUGAACGGGCUUUUUCCUACAGCAUUCGCGCCGAACAUCGGAGUCGCAGUCACGGCAGCCUCGCAUCCCUCGGUUUCAGCGCUCAAAAUGGCGCCACUCUGCCCAAGGAGGACAAAAAGGACCGCGAAAUUGCCCAGCUCGUUGCUGGACUGAAUUUGGACGACAAUCCUGAGAAGGGGGGCCACCAUCAGAACCCCCCAGGGCCGUAUUCUAGGGGCGUACCUGGCCCCGCUUCACAUCCUCAGCCCCAACCAAGGCCAAGGCCUCGUUAGCACAUAUUUGCAGAAAUUGUGCAGCAGACCUGAUUGUAGACUCGAUCCAUCCAUGUAUUGUUAAGGGGAUGUGUCGGCGUGCCAAAGACGUGAUCGCUGGUCGUAUUUCAUUACAUUUAUUCUCUCUCCAGAGUGACGAAACAGUUUUAAACUUUGGGAAAUGAUGCCAUUUGUUGUUGCGCUUAGAGUGUACUCUUUGAGAAAAAUACCGAAAAUUGAUGUCGUGAUAGGAAAAAUAUGGAAUUAUUAAUGGUGUCCAUAACCUUAAAACGAGUAAAAAUCAACUGCAAGUAUUAUAUAUUCAUUGUAUUUUCGUGAAUUUUUUUUUAAACUUUUCUCAACUAUCGCAACUGUCGCAAAUACCAUCAUUUGCCAAAGUUUCUAACAAUAAGCUUUUUAUAACCUACUCUGGGGAGAAAAAAAGUUUAAAAUACGACUCGCUCACUACCUCGGCACUUCGAUUUAAGCACUUGUAUUAUCUCGAGCUAAAGUGAGACGCGAUUCCUGUUUUCAUCAUCGACGUGUAAUCAACACUCGUGUACAUAAUAAACAUCAUGGACGGGUCGUCUCGUCUUCGGUGGAUGACGUCAAUCAAACUUGUCGUGUCGCCGCGUAUUCGUUUAACGCAGCGUUAGAAUAUAUAAGGUAUGAAGUUUGGAACGUUAAAAAUUUGAUGAUUCGCGAUUUUAGAAUUAUGUGAGAUUCAGUUCACUGUAACAGGGUGAAGCAUGCUCACAUAGCUCUGCAAAUAAAAGUCCUUCAAAGGUAUUCUAAGGUUACAAAAUAUUGAUUUUUCUUCAAUAGUUUCUCACUCUAACUUACAUUACAAACUUUAACCUCCUGUUAGAAUUCCAUUAAAAUAUCUUUCCCGCGAGCAAGACAACGAAUAACGUAGCUGUGGGUUGAGUGUCGUUACGUAAUGUUUGGUUAACGUCACUGGGUGCGGUGUGGCCCAAAAACGUGGUGCAUUGUUUGAUUCAAAUAAUUAUACAUCGAAUUCGCAGAGUCUAUUGUAUUGCCAAUAUUGUAACAAAUAUGUCUUAAGAUUCUUCUUCAACGCUUUCUGCGGUACAAAGAAGAGCGUCGGAGAACGAUGAAUACAAUUCACGCAUUACUCAGUAUGCAUAUGAUCAUUAUAAGAUGAACGAUUCAAUAAAAAAGAUCAUGUGAUAGCAUCGUGAUGCGUCGUCUUCUUUAGUCAAUGCCACUGCAGCGUAUACGUCAUUCUGUAUGAUAAUUAUUAUCGCAUCUUGAGGUAAAUCGUUUAGGUUAUAAAUUAUAUUUCUUUUAAAUUCUUACGUUCGUAAGAAUUUUUAAGCGAUUAAAUAACGUUUACUCUUAAUUAGAGUAGACUGUUUUUCUCUAAUUCAACCGGCUGAAAUGUACCUCGUAUGGUAAAGAAGAAGAAAAGUGAAUCAUCGAUGAUUUUUCAAUUGCAAAAACUAACCGCUUUCAUAUUUUUCAUAUACGUACAACUUAUUUGACUAGAAAGAUAUAAGUAGUAUUUGAACAUGAAACGCGAUUCCAUCUGUUACAAUAUUUACACACUGAAACACGCAAGCGUCUCGUAAUUUUAUCAGACGGAUAGAAAUUCCGAUUUUAUAAUGUAAUACCGAUCACUCGAGUCUGCAUGCCACGAGAUGUUAGCAAGUUAUGCAUUUCAUUUCUAGAUAUUAUUACAAGAAAUUCAUGCUAGUCGUUGUAUUUCACACUCGCUCACAUCCGAUUCCAAUCGGUUGCGGCACCCUGCAAUUAUUACUCUGAAACACGGGUUACGCCGCAGACGAAAGAACUAUUAAAGAUUGCGUGCAUUCGUCCGUGGCUGUAGCAAUUACACCAGUUAAUAGUCGAAGAGGAUAUACCUCGGAGUGAAUUGCAAAUUGCAAAAUUUUCCAUCUCCUUAAUCACUUAUAUUUAAUCGCAUUGCUUCGACCGUUAGUUUGAAAAAUAACGGAUGAUUGAAAUCGAACUGAGCAUAAUACAAGUGAACGACUUAUAAAUUCUUCCGGAAAUUUACGUCACGCAAUGAAAUCCACUUGUGCAUAAAUUUCGACUCUCGAAAUUCAGUCUCAUCACGAUUUUAUUCGGUCAAAUAUUCCAGAACGAAGAGUGUGGGAUUUCACUAGAUGUAAUUUGCAUAACAAUGCAAUUUUGCAUUCAACACGUUCGCAGGAACGGAACUCUCGACACAUUCUAAUUUCGUCAAAAGAAUUCUUUUAGGCCGCGAGAUUACUGUUUAAGUAAAAUCAAUUCUGAAAAUCGAAUGUGGACUGUUAAUUCGCCGAUAGAACGGUGGCAUUUAUAAGUUACACAUGGCAAAGGCGUUCGUUCGCAAAAUACCCCUUCGAUUUACCGUUCAAAUUCAUUUCAGGUAAUACGAAAAGGAAGUUACGUGACGAUUACAAACAGUCCUAUAUUACUUACUAUUCGGUAUGUCGGUUACCUUUUUUCUGCCCCACUCCCGGAGUCAAUGACUUUCAAGUAAGGUUCGAGCAUUAACGUCAAGCUCCGUUAGGCAAACGGAUUCUACGGCAACCAUAUUCUCACUAUGUUCGAGGCUAGACCGCGAUAUGAAUAUAGAAACUGUUUGGCAGGCAGGUAAAAACUGCUUAACCCUUAGCUCCAGGGUGCCUGAGGCGUUUUAGUUGUGUGCUUCCGCGUGAAGGCGAAUAUUCCAUCAUUUGUUUACUAUUUGAAAAUUUUCUUCAACUUCUUAACAAGCGUAUCGGCACCGAAUUCUGACUGACACGAUUGGUCAGUGAAUUCUAAUUACUUUAAUAUAAAUUGUGACGAUAUUAUGUCUUCCCGAAGCUAAAAACUCGUGAAAUAUUGAUUAUAAAAAACUUUGUGCGCAAUAUUUUAUUCCAAUAUUAAAUAUUAAGGUUAUUGUUGUGCCUGUAGAAUAUAUUGCUAAUUUGUUGCUAAUUUUUUCGCAGAAAUUAGGAUCUUAUAUAUAUGGAAGUAGUUACGCUUGUAUUAGUAUGUGACUAUCUUCACUAAAUUAUAUAUGCAUAUAGAUAUACACGAAUAAGCAUCAAUAAAUAUAAAUACACAACGUACAUAAUAUAAUAUAUCUAUGUAUAAUAGUAAUGCCUUAAUAUUCUCGUUACAUGUGUUAGAGCGUGCACCAAUAGGAAUGUGCCAUCCAGUAUGCGAAAAAGACUCAUCUAAUAAUGUUAUCUAAAGAAAUAAUAAUAUCAACAACAACAAUAAUAACAAUUAUAACAAUAAUAAUAACGGUAAUAAUUAUACUAAUAAUAAUAAUUAUAUAUGUGAAUAUAUUAUUAUAUAUGCGUGUUAUGCAGGCAAUGAAGAGACAAUAAUAAACGUAUAGUAUA
Messenger RNA from Diprion similis, 5133 nucleotides. RefSeq lists its product as uncharacterized. The transcript has a single exon. The record is from RefSeq and is a predicted model, not a curated record. Lineage: Eukaryota; Metazoa; Arthropoda; Insecta; Hymenoptera; Diprionidae. Bases 137 to 1795 code for a protein of 552 amino acids.